Messenger RNA from Schizosaccharomyces octosporus yFS286, 1945 nucleotides. RefSeq names its product COPII-coated vesicle component Erv46. The coding region runs from base 452 to 1639 and encodes 395 amino acids. Gene Ontology annotation, cellular component: Golgi membrane; endoplasmic reticulum membrane; COPII-coated ER to Golgi transport vesicle. The transcript has a single exon. The record is from RefSeq and is a predicted model, not a curated record. Gene Ontology annotation, biological process: endoplasmic reticulum to Golgi vesicle-mediated transport; retrograde vesicle-mediated transport, Golgi to endoplasmic reticulum. NCBI's taxonomy places the organism in Eukaryota, Fungi, Ascomycota, Schizosaccharomycetes, Schizosaccharomycetales, Schizosaccharomycetaceae.
UGUCGACCGUACUGCACCUGUUUUGUUGUUUAAGCACUUAACAAUGUACUGUAGAAGGAUGUGAAACUUGUAGAGGAAUUAAGAUACUUUUUGAAGUUAAUAUUGUAAAGUUUUAUUCUUUUUUUAUUUUUAUUUAUUAUUUUUUAUUUUAUGGCUGAGUGGGUUGAUCGAUUGUUGCUUACCUACUUUUGAUGGAAUUUCUGCUGCUACCGUCGUACAUUCUUUUCGCUAUUGACAUAUCUGGUUCAAUUGCGGUUUGCUAAACCCAUGUACCCGGUUUUCGGUAUUAAUUUCUUGUUUUCAUAUUAAUAAAAACCUUUUCUGAGAGUUUAGAACACUUUUCUACUCUGUUUAUCAGGUUCUGUUCGUUUAUUCCCGCGUCAGUUAAUUCCACAUUCAUUCCCUACUUUUUAUAUCUUGAUUCGUUAUCAUACACAAGAGAGAUAGAAUAAUGGCUUUCCGGUCUCCUCUUCGCCGAUUUGACUUCUUUCAAAAGACCGUAGAAGACGCUCGUAUCAAAACUGCCAGUGGUGGUCUUAUUACGCUGCUAUCCUCAGGUAUCAUUCUUAUUGUCAUCCUUUUAGAAUGGAUUCAGUACCGUAAGGUGGUCGUUGUUCCAGAAAUUGUCGUAAAUCCGUCGCACGGUGAACGUAUGGAAAUCAACUUCAACGUCACAUUUCCAAAGAUUCCUUGCCAGCUUUUGGGCGUGGAUGUUUUAGAUAUUAGCGGAGAAUUCCAACAAGAUGUCCAACAUUCGGUCUCUAAAACCAGGUUGUCUCCUGACGGAGAAGUUAUUUCUGUAGACGAUUUGCAGCCGAAUAGUCCGGAGAACGAAGAUGAUCCUCUAAAUAGUACUCCAGAAGAACAAAAAUGUGGUGAUUGUUACGGAGCUGCCGCUUUUUCCUCUUCUGAAACUCCUGGGUGUUGUAAUACGUGUAACGCUGUACGCGAAGCAUAUGGUCGAGCUAAUUGGGCUAUUGGUGAUGUUGAUGCAUUCAAACAAUGCCAAGAAGAGAAUUACAAAGAAAAUUACGAAUCUCAAAAAGUAGAGGGCUGUAAUCUGGCAGGUCAAUUAUUCGUAAACCGUAUGGCCGGUAACUUUCACAUUGCCCCUGGUCGUUCGUCCCAAAAAGGUAUGCAUCAUGUACACGAUACGAAUGACUUCUCCCGAGAAAAGGACUUGCAUGAUAUGAGCCAUAUAAUUCAUGAAUUAAGCUUUGGCCCUCCUCUUGAUCCUUCUAUCGCUACAAAAAAUCCUUUAGACAAUAUGGUAAAAAAAAUCAACAGCCCUGACUACAGAUACGAGUAUUUUAUUAAAUGCGUGUCUCAUCAGUUUGUCUUUUUAAAAUCAAAUAUGGAAACCAUUGAUACAAAUCGCUACGCCGUGACAGAGCAUGAACGACCAAUUCAUGGCGGCCGAGAAGAGAAGGUUCCCUCUCACAUUAAUGUAAGAGGUGGCGUUCCUGGUGUUUGGUUCCACAUCGAUAUUAGUCCAAUGCGAGUUAUUCACCGUCAGUUCCGAGGAAAUACCCUAGGCGGAUUUCUGACAAAUGUUCUCUCUCUUUUAGGUGGAUGUGUUACUUUAGCAACCUUUAUUGACCGUGGUUACUAUGAAUCCAAAAAGAUGAAAAAAACAUGAGUGAUUCGUACUUACAAACCGAAAGCUGGGACCGAAAAGAGUUCCUCAAUGUAGAAAUUUAAAGGACUUAAUAUGUCUCGAACGCUAUUGUUUAUUUUCCCCUUGGGAAGAGGAAUCAAUGUCUUCUGCAUAUUACAUGCUAUUUUAAAAUUCUCCUUUAUUCCUCCCAUAGAGAUUUACUUACAUACUCACUAACUAGGAAGCACUUGGUGAGAUGCUGUAAAUAGAAAUUUAAACGACAUAUACAUGUCUCUAGACAUUCUAUCAUGAGUAUGAGUUGAAUGAAAUAUAAAUUAUGAAACCGUA